AUGGAGAUUGACACCCCGCUCUCGUUCACGCCCGCAGCCAAAAGCGCAGCAACCGUCCUCUGCGCAGACUGCGGCGCUCCCAUCGAUGGCACCCAGUCCGCCGGCGCUUUCUGCUACGAUUGCAUCAAGCUCAAGACCGAUGUCACCGGCGGCAUCCAGCGCGAAGCCACCCUCCACAUGUGCCGUGAUUGCGACCGGUGGCUCUCUCCGCCCAACUCUUGGGUCGUCGCCCAGCCCGAAUCUCGAGAACUUCUUGCGCUCUGCCUACGGAAGCUGCGAGGACUGAACAAGCUGCGCAUCAUCGACGCGAGCUUCAUAUGGACGGAACCUCACUCGAGGCGUAUAAAAGUCAAGAUCACGGUGCAGUCGGACCUGGGAGAUGGUGCCAUUAUGCAGCAGAGCUUCGAGGUGGAAUUCACGCAAAAUUACCACCAGUGCCCCGAUUGCCAAAAGAGCUAUACACACAACACCUGGCGAGCGUGCGUGCAGGUGCGACAAAAGGUGCCACACAAGAGGACGUUUUUGUACCUAGAGCAAGCUAUUCUCAAGCACGGCGCGCACAAGGAUGCCAUCAACAUCAAGGAGAUGCACGACGGCAUAGACUUUUUCUUUGCGCAGCGAAAUCAUGCUGAGGGAUUCGUGGACUUUUUGAAAGCAGUGGUGCCGGCCAACGUGAAGAAGAGCCAGGAGCUCAUCAGCAUGGACAUUCACACUUCGACCAAGAGCUUCAAAUUCUCCUACUCGGCAGAAAUCGUCCCAAUCUGCAAAGACGAUCUCGUCGUCCUUCCCAUACCUCUUGCGCGAAAGAUUGGUAACAUCUCGCCGCUCACACUUUGUCACAAGAUCGGAACGUCAAUAAAUCUGAUGGACCCUGCGACCCUCCAGACAGCCGAAGUGGACACUGGCGUCUAUUGGCGGACGCCUUUCCGCUCCCUUGCGGACGUGCAAGAGCUUGUAGAGUUCAUCGUGCUGGACAUCGAGCCUUUGGGACAACAAAAAGGACGCAACUUCCUCGCCGAGGCGACGGUAGCAAGGGCGAGCGACAUGGGCUCCAACGACAGCACGUACUACACGCGCACCCAUCUUGGUGGUAUCCUGCACGUGGGUGACUCUGUGCUGGGCUAUCACAUGACGGGCACAAACUUCAACAACGAGCUCUUUGACAAACUGGAAGACUCCAAAUUAGCCUCAACAAUACCCGAUGUCGUCCUCGUCAAGAAGCACUACACACGCAGCCAAAAGGCCAAGUCGAAGCGCAACUGGCGGCUCAAGCGCAUGGCCAGGGAGGAGUCGGAGAUGCUACCGAGGAAACAGGAUCAGGAGAAGAUGGAGCGUGACUUUGAACUGUUCCUGCGGGAUGUCGAGGAGGAUUCUGAGCUGCGUGCUGGUAUGCAACUCUACAAGCAGCAGCAGCAACAGCAACAGCAACAGCAGAACGCGGAUGCUAUGGAAGUGGAGGAGAGCGACGUGGACGAGGACGACGCAGGCCUGGCGAUACCAAUGGAGCAACUUCUGGACGACUUCGAGGACAUGACGAUGGCCGAGGAGUAA
Didymosphaeria variabile is the source of this 1551-nucleotide messenger RNA. RefSeq names its product ribosome-binding protein (gene NMD3). Gene Ontology annotation, molecular function: ribosomal large subunit binding. Lineage: Eukaryota; Fungi; Ascomycota; Dothideomycetes; Pleosporales; Didymosphaeriaceae. The transcript has 2 exons. Gene Ontology annotation, cellular component: nucleus; cytoplasm. The record is from RefSeq and is a predicted model, not a curated record. Gene Ontology annotation, biological process: ribosomal large subunit export from nucleus. Bases 1 to 1551 code for a protein of 516 amino acids.